UUAGUGCGAGAAUACGUUUAAUGCCCAAUGUUUUCACUGUGUGCUAUAAAAGUUGAAAUGAUACUAUUUAUGGAUAACUGACAGUUCCGUUGGAAUUAUGAUUAUAUUUUAUAAGUACGUUGUAUAGAGAGAAUUGUUGCUAAGUCGAUCAAAAAUUGUACAAUAAAAAUCAUGCAAUACGAUUAUAUUGGAUUUAUAGUUGCGGCGUUAAUCGCCAUCGGCGGAGCCAUUGGAUAUUUUAAGGCAGAUUCCGUCGCAUCAUUGAUUGCUGGAUUGGCUUUUGGUAUCAUUUUGGCUGUUGGCGCAUACUUUAAUUCAAGAUCACCACCGAAACCUUUGCUGGAAUUAGUUGUGCUCCUUAUUUUGGCCGGAUUGAUGUUCUUCCGUUAUUAUAAAUCAGGCAACUUCAUGCCCGCUGGUUUAACCGCAGUAAUCGCACUUGUCGGUCUUGUUAUCAAUUCAAUCAUUUAUUACGAUGACCUGCGAAAUCAAUUGUCAUAAAUCAAUUUUCCAAAUGGAAUUUUUCCACAUGCAGCUAAACACACAUCUCUAUUGAAUACAAGCUAGUUCCAAAUUUGAUAAUAUUUUUUUAAACAGAAUUUCGGAUUUAUUUUGUCAAUAAAAAAAAAAUUUACAUUUUGAAACAAUUUCGAAA
This is a messenger RNA of Sitodiplosis mosellana (orange wheat blossom midge), 655 nucleotides long. Its product is annotated as transmembrane protein 14 homolog. Gene Ontology annotation, cellular component: mitochondrial membrane. Gene Ontology annotation, biological process: regulation of heme biosynthetic process. Lineage: Eukaryota; Metazoa; Arthropoda; Insecta; Diptera; Cecidomyiidae. The transcript has 4 exons. The record is from RefSeq and is a predicted model, not a curated record. The coding region runs from base 172 to 501 and encodes 109 amino acids.